Molecule: messenger RNA, 537 nt
Organism: Symbiodinium natans
Lineage: Eukaryota; Dinophyceae; Suessiales; Symbiodiniaceae
Source: the annotation of a GenBank genome assembly
AUGGGGCUGCUCAACAUUCUGAAGAAGAUGAAAAAGGACGACAAGGAAGCGCGGAUCCUGGUGUUGGGCCUGGAUAACGCUGGCAAAACCACCAUUCUCAAGAAGUUGUCCGAGGAGGACAUCUCACACAUCAUGCCGACACAGGGAUUCAACAUCAAAACCAUCCACCAAGAAGGCUUCAAGCUGAACGUUUGGGACAUAGGCGGUCAGAAAGCGAUUCGGCCCUUUUGGAGCAACUACUUCGAGAACACUGACGCGCUGGUCUAUGUCAUCGACUCCUCUGACAGGCGUCGUCUCGAAGAGAGCAGUGCAGAGCUGCGGGAGCUCCUGGCCGAGGACAAGCUCGGUGGGAUACCGAUGCUGGUCUAUGCCAACAAGCAGGACCUGUUGCAAGCAACGCCUGCGGACGAGAUCGCGGAAGUUAUGGGGCUGGCGAGCAUCACCGACCGAGUGUGGACUAUCCAGGCAUGCAGCGCCAAGAACGGCGAAGGGCUGCAGGAAGGCAUGGAGUGGGUCAUCGGGAACUGCCAGAAGUAA